Molecule: messenger RNA, 243 nt
Organism: Spirometra erinaceieuropaei
Lineage: Eukaryota; Metazoa; Platyhelminthes; Cestoda; Diphyllobothriidea; Diphyllobothriidae
Source: the annotation of a GenBank genome assembly
AUGGAGAUAAAAUUUGAGAGGAGCAACGUGUGCUGUGGUGUUGAUGAUGAUGAUGAUGAUGAUGAUGAUGAUGAUGAUGAUGAUGAUGAUGAUGAUGAUGAUGAUGAUGAUGAUGAUGAUGAUGAUGAUGAUGAUGAUGAUGAUGAUGAUGGUGAUGCUAGUCAGUCGCGAGUAAAGGCAUGGGAACGUGGAUACGAGGGAAGGAGUAAAAGACAGGAUUUGAUCCCGCUCGUCCAGUUGUGA